AUGGAAAGAAUAAGCUUUAAUUUUCUCCGUUUUACCAAAAUUUUUACAAAAUCUCUCAAUAUUUCUUAUGAUAUUUCAUAUAAAUUAGGAAAAUCAUUUAAUUAUAGACCAAGUCGAUUAUUAUCGAAUUAUUACACUUAUGACGAAUUAAUGUGUGAUUACGUAGAUGAUUACAGAAUUCGUGAAAUGAUGAGAAAUAACCGAAAGAAUAAACAAAGGAAAAGAAAAGAAGACAUAUAUAAAAGCAAGCCUUAUGUUCAUGGAAAAAAAUUAAUGGAUGAAAUUAAUGAAACAUAUAAAAUUAAGAAAGGAAAAAAUUUUGUUAAAAAAAAAUACAAGAAGAACAAGAAAGACCUAAAAAUAUAUAUAGUGUUUGGAUUACCUCUAAUUAUAGGUGUAUUAUCUUCUUUUUAUUUUCCUUUAAAAUAUAUUAAAGGUAGUCCAGGUUUACUUUUUUUUAUAAUAGUAUGUUCCAUAAUAUCUUUGUUCCUCCUUAUGUACAUUUUCCUUUCAUAUUUGAGACUUCGAAAUUUUAUAAAGUGA
Molecule: messenger RNA, 543 nt
Organism: Plasmodium gonderi
Lineage: Eukaryota; Apicomplexa; Aconoidasida; Haemosporida; Plasmodiidae
Product: Plasmodium exported protein, unknown function
Exons: 2
Coding region: 1-543 (180 amino acids)
Source: RefSeq, a predicted model, not a curated record